CCGGGAGCGAGAGAAGCGAAAUGACAUUUCCUCUUUAAAUAGCUGGAGCCGGGCGCCGUAGAGAAAUGGCCGCGUCGGCAGAUUUAAGUAAGCCUUCCCCAACACCGAAUGGGAUUCCAUCUUCAGACACAGCCAAUGAUGCCAUGGACCCCUUCCAUGCGUGCAGUAUUCUUAAGCAACUCAAAACAAUGUACGAUGAAGGACAGUUGACAGACAUUGUAGUGGAAGUGGAUCACGGGAAAACAUUUUCCUGUCAUAGAAACGUUCUUGCUGCAAUCAGCCCUUACUUCAGAUCCAUGUUCACUAGCGGCCUUACAGAAAGUACUCAAAAAGAAGUUCGAAUAGUUGGUGUUGAAGCUGAAUCCAUGGAUUUGGUGUUGAACUAUGCCUACACCUCCAGAGUUGUUCUGACAGAGGCCAAUGUUCAAGCCUUGUUCACUGCAGCUAGCAUCUUCCAGAUUCCUUCCAUCCAAGACCAAUGUGCUAAGUAUAUGAUCAGUCAUUUGGACCCACAGAAUUCUAUUGGGGUCUUCAUCUUUGCUGAUCAUUAUGGUCAUCAGGAACUCGGAGAUCGAUCAAAAGAAUACAUUCGUAAGAAGUUUUUGUGUGUCACCAAAGAACAAGAGUUUCUCCAGCUGACAAAAGACCAACUGAUAAGUAUACUGGACAGUGAUGAUUUAAACGUAGACCGAGAAGAGCAUGUUUAUGAAAGCAUCGUAAGGUGGUUUGAACAUGAACAGAAUGAAAGAGAAGUGCACCUUCCAGAAAUUUUUGCCAAAUGCAUACGUUUUCCUCUGAUGGAGGAUGCCUUUAUAGAGAAAAUUCCACCUCAGUUUGCACAGGCUAUAGCCAAAAGUUAUGUAGAAAAGGGCCCAUCCAGUACCAACGGCUGCACACAGAGACUUGGAAUGACUGCCUCCGAAAUGAUCAUAUGUUUUGAUGCUGCCCACAAACACUCAGGAAAGAAGCAAACAGUGCCUUGUCUAGAUAUAGUCACAGGAAGAGUGUUUAAACUAUGCAAACCACCAAAUGAUCUAAGAGAAGUGGGGAUUCUCGUAUCACCAGACAAUGACAUUUACAUUGCAGGAGGGUAUAGGCCCAGCAGCAGUGAGGUUUCCAUCGACCAUAAGGCCGAAAAUGAUUUCUGGAUGUAUGACCAUUCCACCAACAGGUGGCUCUCCAAACCCCCACUGCUGCGAGCAAGAAUAGGCUGCAAACUGGUGUAUUGCUGUGGUAAGAUGUAUGCGAUUGGAGGUCGUGUUUACGAAGGUGACGGGAGAAACUCACUAAAAUCCGUGGAGUGCUACGACAGCAGAGAGAAUUGUUGGACCAGCGUUUGCGCAAUGCCUGUUGCCAUGGAGUUUCAUAACGCUGUGGAGUACAAAGAGAAGAUCUAUGUCUUACAGGGAGAAUUUUUCCUCUUCUAUGAGCCUCAAAAAGACUACUGGGGUUUUUUAACCCCCAUGACUGUGCCUAGAAUCCAGGGCUUAGCAGCUGUAUACAAGGACUCUAUCUACUACAUAGCUGGAACCUGUGGAAAUCAUCAGCGUAUGUUCACUGUAGAAGCCUAUGAUAUUGAGCUCAAUAAAUGGACUCGGAAGAAGGACUUUCCAUGUGAUGAGUCCAUAAAUCCGUACCUUAAACUGGUAAUUUUCCAGAAUAAACUCCAUUUGUUUGUUCGAGCUACUCAAGUGACCGUUGAAGAACAUGUCUUCAGAACCAGCAGGAAAAAUUCCCUUUACCAAUAUGAUGACAUCACUGACCAGUGGAUGAAAGUGUACGAGACCCCAGAUCGGCUCUGGGACCUUGGCCGGCAUUUUGAAUGUGCUGUUGCUAAACUCUAUCCUCAGUGUCUUCAGAAAGUACUUUAAUGAGUGGCAGGCCUAAGGGAGCUCACUGGCAUCUUGGGCUUGGGGAAACAAUGACACAGGAAGUGCUGUCAGUAUUUAGGAAGCAGAGAGAGUUUAUACAUGGCAAUGGGUGCUCUUAAAGAUUAUGGUGUAGGAGGGAUUUCUUUUUCCCCUUGUGAUGUUUUCAUUUCAUUAAGCAACAGGUAACAAAGUGCAAUUAUCAGCAUUUGUUUUUCUGGUAUAAAAGUAAUCCUUUUCAUUCUAAAAUUUUGUGAUAAUUCAUCACUGAGCUACCAGACAAAUCAACAACUAUGCACUCUUAAGAGCAGUUAGGGUAUUAUUGGUUAGAGACAUCCAAUCUAGUUUGAUGUGACUUUUUCUUUUAAAUACGGGUAAAAAUUUGAGGCAAUAUCAUUAGGACUUUAGCUGUGACCUCUCCAACACAGAGAAGCACUAACUUACACCCUCAUUCUUAAUAUAUACAUAUAUACACACAUUUGUGUACUGUUUUCAAGUGUUCUGAGAUUUAAAUGUGUUAUUAGAGUAGGUUGAAGGAAAAGAAAUACGUCGUAGAGAGAGCUUUUAGUCUGAUUGUUUCCUGUUUCCCAUGUAAGUUUAAGUUAAGCUGAAGUUUUAAAGUAGUUUUUUUGUUGAUAACUUUUUCAAGUGCUCACACUGUCUCAUUAUUUACAAAUCCCGAAAAGGGCUUCAAUUCACAGGUGGCUGGUGCUAGUAUAAGUGAAUUCAUGUGUAUAGCUAGAUAGGUUUAAAUUGUCUGAGCCUAUGCUUACUUUUCAAAGUGGUAUGUUAGUUUUGUGGCAUCGUACUUUACCUGUUGAACUCUUGUGAUUUCACAGGAUUCUCUACCUACAUGAUAGCAAGAUAUCUAACUGGACUCAGAAGAGUGAGAACAUUACACUCAGUUUGCACUAACACAGGCCAUUCGGUUGCCUGACCUCCUUUUCCAUCCUCUGCCCAUCCCUUCAUUGUCGGUACAGUGAAAGUUAACUUAUUUCUCUUCUGCACAGAGCAUAAUGUGAAGUUUUACACCUGCUUUUACAUUUUUGUUUUCCAGAAACAUGAAACUCCUGCAGUGGUCUAAUUUAAUGGCUUUUAAGUUACAUAGGACCAUUAAAACCUCACUUUUUUUUUUUUCAAUUUUUGCACUUAACAGUAAUGUGUAUUUUUACAUUGCAAUCCUUGUUCCAGCUGAAAGUGAUUGAGAAGGAAAAGGGUGAGUGAGUAGAACCAUAGCAUUAUAGGUACUAAAUCACUUUUCAUAUUGAAUGGAUGGAUUUCUAACAGUCAGUUAGUUAUUAACAUAAAGGACAAACCAACUCACUUGUAAUACCUAAGGCGGAUAUUUGGAACGGUAACUUGUUUUUCACUAUGCCUAGAAUCAUUGAUAAAGGGUAGACGAUAGCCCAGAGUCUGUCCUCAAGUAGAACAUUUUGAUUCUCUUAAGGAAAACAAACUGGCAUGGUUUGUAUUAGAAACUCUUGCACAAAUUGUCAUGUGAUACUGUGAAACAAAUUUAAAACAUUGCCUCUUUGCCUCACAUACCUCGUUUUUCAGAAACUUUCCAAACAGCUUGUCCUUGACCUCUACAAGUGAGGAACGUUUUCUGAAGCAGAAUUUAAAGUGGACAGCAUUUAUAGAAUUAACAUUUUAAAAUCUAGCCUUGGGGAAGUUGGAUAUGUGGUUUCUUAUUGGCCUUGAUAGUAUAUCUAUAAUCUCUUUAUAAACUUUGUCAACCACUUGUUUUUCUCUAGUUUUUCUUCUGUUUUCCUUUAUCUACAUGCUGUUUUGGGGCUUUUGCUGUGAGUGUUUUGAAGCAUCUUUACAGUGUUGCAUCGCAGAGGGGAGGACAACACAAAAAUCCCUAACUUUUGCAAGAGAUGUUCAUAUAAUUUAUUUUUGAAAGCUUUGUUGAAUACCUUAAGAUUUCCUGCCGCUUCUUGACAAUCUUCUGUAUUUAUUUAGAAAAAUGUGUUACUUGAAAACACAACAUAGAACAGUGUGUUAACAAUUUACAUGUGCUGUGUGACGUAUAGGGUACAACAUGCUGUUGUCACUUCUGCAGUAGAUUUAUUCUGUUCAUCUGCACAACAGUUGAUCCUUUGCUAUAACAAUUUAUAUUGGGGGUGUGAUCUAAGUUUAGUGUGUCAAAGCUGAGCUUUAGAAUUUGCUAUGGAAAUAGAAUAUAUAUUGAAUUUUGUACUAAGAACUAUUUGUUUAAAUUAUAUAACGGGGAUAUUUUGCCACUUUUAAAAUGAUUUCAGAACAGGUCCUAGAAAACUAAGAUUAGGAAUUUGUGUGGGUAUGUGUUUAGAUAUUUAAGGUACAUUUGCAUAGUAUGAUGAGAAUAAAAGUAAAGGGCACAAUGGGGACUACAAAAUUAAAAUAUAGGCUAACAUAUGCCAGUCCCACUUGAACUUCGUUUUUGCAUUUGAAGAAUGUAUGUAGCACUUUCCUAUGUAUUUUUUACACAUUGGAAACUGGACUUGGUGUAAUGAUGUUAUAGGAAAGUAGAAAUUGUAUUCUUUAUUUUCCGCCUUUGUUUCCUGUUAUCCUACAAAGAUGAUGCUUAAGCAUCAGGCUGAGUUCAUGGGUGCAUGGGGAGAAGAGGGUGUACUCUGCAAGGAAUCAGAUCCCCUCUGUGAAGCAGUUUAAAAUGGCAUUCAAUGUUCAGUGCUCAGGUAUGUAGUAAGUACUGUAGUCCUUUGCGGGCAAAUGUGUAGAUAUUUUUAAACAUUUUGCCAUAAUUGCACAAUUUUUUGCAUUUUUACCUGAUGGCAUUGUUUCUUAUAAUAAAACAUUUUCUGAUUAAAAACUACCAUUGUUGUAACUUGACCUCUGACUAGAGAGUUCUACAGAAUUAAAAUUUGGCGAGAAACAUGCAACACCUUCUGUCAUAGUGGAAUGAAAAAAGAUUUUAAUCUCUCAAAUAUUUAGCAUCUGAGACAAAAUGAACUAGUUAAUAUCACCUCAUAUAAUGCUCUUGAAACUCCAAAGCAAGCUUGCUUAUGCCAGUAAUUCCUUGGAUGCAUUUGUUCUGACCUCAACUUUUGUUAUUCCUCUCCUCUGUCACACACCUCACAUUCAGUUCAUCAGAAAAUUCUGCCACCUCUUCCUUUAAAACAUACCUAGACUCUGGGGCACCUGCCUGACUCAGUUGCUUAAGCAUCUGACUUUGGCUUAUGACUUUGGUCAUGAUUUCAUGG
Molecule: messenger RNA, 5074 nt
Organism: Suricata suricatta (meerkat)
Lineage: Eukaryota; Metazoa; Chordata; Mammalia; Carnivora; Herpestidae
Gene: KBTBD8
Product: kelch repeat and BTB domain containing 8
Exons: 4
Coding region: 66-1871 (601 amino acids)
Biological process (GO): neural crest cell development
Molecular function (GO): protein binding
Source: RefSeq, a predicted model, not a curated record